AUGCAAAUUGUUGUGUUUAACAGCAGUGUGAGCAGUAAUCUUUUAACAAUUAUUGCAAGAUCUAUUAAUCUCAAGGUCAUGUUGGUGCAAAUACUGGUGGGGAUUUUCCUCUAUGUGAACUGCCUCAUGAUCCUCAGCUUUCUAAAAAAGGAAGUGUUCAGGGACGACACUCGCUACAUUUUAUUUGCACAAACUCUGUUUGCAGACUCUGCUUUCAUGGUGUUAUCGGACUUGCUUUUCAUUGGGGCCCAUUACGAAUAUCCUAUCCACUUGAUUCCAUGCAUUAUCAUGUGUACAAUUUUAAAUGUUCUGUUUGUGUGUACUCCGCUGACUCUUGUGGCAAUGUGUCUGGAGCGCUAUGUUGCUAUAUGCAUGCCUUUAAGACAUGCUGACAUCUCCACCAGCAGGACCAGAUUCCGAGGACUCCUAAUAAUAUGGAGUAUCAGUUCCAUAAUUCCAUUGUUCACCUUAGUAGCCUAUUUGGCUGUUAUCCCUUCAGGUGAUCUGUUGUCCUAUACAGUGUGUAGUGUGGAGUUAAUGUUAAGGAAAGACUGGCAGGCACAAGCACGUGCUAUAUUUUUCCUGCUUCUUUUUCUCUUCAUGAUCAUUAUCAUUGCCUUUACCUACAUUAAGAUAAUGAUUGCAGCCAGAGGGGCCUCAUCAGAGAAUAAGAAACUGACCAACAAGGGUCUCAGGACUGUGAUCCUGCAUGCUGUCCAGCUACUUCUGUGUUUAAUGCAGUUUUUAAACCCAUAUGUAGAAAUGGAAUUUUGGAAGGUUGAUGUAAUGGUGUUUAUAAAUGUAAGAUAUUCUAAUUUUAUUGUGUUUAUUAUUGCACCACGCUGUCUUAGUCCAUUAAUUUAUGGUCUCAGAGAUGACAAGUUUUUUGUUGUUUUAAGACAUUAUGUUCUGUGUGGUUUGGACAGCCUUCUUCCUGCUAUGUUUAGUAAAUGGAAAAUAAGACCUGCCAAACCACAACACUCUUCCUAA
Molecule: messenger RNA, 990 nt
Organism: Electrophorus electricus (electric eel)
Lineage: Eukaryota; Metazoa; Chordata; Actinopteri; Gymnotiformes; Gymnotidae
Source: RefSeq, a predicted model, not a curated record